UGGACGAACUACGGGAAGGGAUGGAGAUCCCGGUGGUUCCUCCUCCGCAAUGGGAUCCUGUCAUAUUCCAAGAUCCGGCGGCCGGAGAAUAUGAAUCUCCUCCCUCGGGCGGAGGAUGUGAGGCUGAUCGGAGAUAUUUCCACCGAUCGUCUCUCGAGGAUGAAUAGCUGCAGCGGACGCCGGAAACAGCACAAAACCGUCGGCAUUGUUCAUCUCAAGCAGAUUUCAUCUUUCCGGGAAAGCAAAUCCGACGAUAGAAAGUUUUAUAUAUUUACUGCUACCAAGACCCUUCAUCUGAGGACUGAUUCUAAAAAUGAUAGAGCAACAUGGUUACAAGCUUUAGCAACUACGAGAUGCUUGUUUCCACUCAGGUCGCUUAAUGGGAACUUGUCCCUCAUAUCACCAAGAGAGUUAUCCAUAUCGACUGAGAGGCUGAAGAAACGUUUACUGGAAGAGGGAAUGAGUGAGAAUCUUGUAAAGGAUUGUGAGCAGAUCGUUCUCUCAGAAUUCUCUGAAAUGCAAGGACAGCUUCGACUUCUACAUCAAGAACGGACUGACUUGCUUGACGCUUUGAGGCAGCUGGAGACAGCUAACCUCGAAGCUGAAGCUUCAGGGAUCCAGGACAAUGUCUACCAGCUGACAAAGCAUGAAUUUUCCAGCCUUGGUCGUGGAAAAUAUAGUGAAUGCAGCACAACUGCUUCAUCUGAUGAUAUUGAGAAACAAGAGUUUGAGGAUGUGUCUGAGGAAGAUGAGCCUUCCUUCCAUGACACAGUGGAGUACUUCACUGAACCUGAUGUUGGGUCUGGAUGUAAACAUAUCAAGAGAAGAACAAAGCUUCCCGAUCCAGUUGAAAAAGAGAAAGGUGUAAGUCUUUGGUCUAUGAUCAAAGACAAUGUUGGAAAGGAUCUCACACGAGUUUGUCUCCCUGUCUAUUUCAAUGAACCGAUAUCAUCUCUCCAAAAGUGUUUUGAAGACUUGGAGUAUUCUUAUCUUCUGGACCGAGCAUAUGAAUAUGGAAAAUCUGGGAACAAUCUACUGAGAGCCCUGAAUGUUGCUGCAUUUGCGGUCUCUGGUUAUGCUUCCACUGAAGGCCGGCACUGUAAACCUUUUAACCCUUUGCUUGGAGAAACUUAUGAAGCUGACUAUCCUGAGAAGGGAAUUCGUUUCUUCUCCGAGAAGGUCAGCCACCAUCCAACUAUUAUCGCCUGCCACUGCGAAGGUAAAGGGUGGAAGUUCUGGGGUGACACGAAUCUUCGGUCGAAGUUUUGGGGGAGAUCAAUUCAAGUUGAACCUUCAGGAGUUCUGACUCUUGAAUUUGAUGAUGGAGAAAUGUUCCAGUGGAGCAAGGUAACAACAACUAUAUACAACAUAAUACUAGGUAAGCUGUAUUGCGAUCACCAUGGAGUUAUGGAAAUACGUGGGAAUCGCCAAUAUUCUUGUACGCUCAAGUUUAAGGAGCAAUCUAUUCUUGAUAGAAAUCCUCACCAGGUUAAUGGUUUUGUAGAAGAUAUUAGUGGCAAAAAGACUGCGACGAUAUUUGGUAAAUGGGAUGAUAGCAUAUAUUAUACGGUUAUGGAUGGAAUAAGCAAGACAAAAGUGGGUGAUCCCACGGUAAAUGCCUCGUUACUGUGGAAAAGGACGAAGCCACCUCCUAAUCUCACUAGAUACAACUUAACAUCGUUUGCCAUCACUCUAAAUGAGCUGACGCUUGGUCUGAAGGAGAAGCUCCCUCCCACUGAUUCAAGGCUAAGACCAGAUCAGAGGCACCUUGAGAACGGGGAAUAUGAGAAGGCAAAUGCAGAGAAGCAACGGUUAGAGAGAAGGCAAAGGAUGUCGAGGAAACUUCAGGAAAGCGGGUGGAGACCGAGAUGGUUCGAGAGACGGGAAGAAGAUGGAACGUACGAGUACAGAGGCGGGUACUGGGAAGCACGAGAAGGGAGGAGUUGGGUCGAUUGCCCUGACAUUUUCGGCGAAUUCACUGAAGAGCUUUCUUCCUGAUUGGAUUCUCUUGAAUGCUUUCCGGGUUCGGUUCCAGAGGGGAAAGAGGAAGAACUUUGUUUCCGAAGAUAAUUGAUGUCUACUGAAAAAAAUAAAAGGUUUUUGAAUUUCUGCAGAUUUGCCUCCACGAA
Tarenaya hassleriana is the source of this 2129-nucleotide messenger RNA. RefSeq names its product oxysterol-binding protein-related protein 2A-like. The transcript has 11 exons. The record is from RefSeq and is a predicted model, not a curated record. Gene Ontology annotation, molecular function: sterol binding. Gene Ontology annotation, cellular component: cytosol; membrane; intracellular membrane-bounded organelle. Bases 91 to 1998 code for a protein of 635 amino acids. Lineage: Eukaryota; Viridiplantae; Streptophyta; Magnoliopsida; Brassicales; Cleomaceae.